Acytostelium subglobosum LB1 is the source of this 14517-nucleotide messenger RNA. RefSeq lists its product as hypothetical. The coding region runs from base 1 to 14517 and encodes 4838 amino acids. Gene Ontology annotation, molecular function: ubiquitin-protein transferase activity; ATP hydrolysis activity. The transcript has 2 exons. The record is from RefSeq and is a predicted model, not a curated record. NCBI's taxonomy places the organism in Eukaryota, Evosea, Eumycetozoa, Acytosteliales, Acytosteliaceae.
AUGAGCAGUGCAGGACGAGGAGGUACACAAGGUGGAAGAGGUGGAGCCAGUGGUGGCGGCAGAAAGGUCAACUUUAAUGACCCAGAGCUGGAUGACCAACCCAAUCAAGAUCCACAACCUCCACAACAACCUGACAAUGAUCCCAAUAACAACAAUAAUAACAACAACAAUAACAAUAACAACAAUAACAACAAUAACAACAAUAACAACAAAAACAACAACAACAACAACAAUAACAACAACAACAAUGUACCUCAAACAAAUGUUAUAAACAUCAACUUGAGGAUAUAUAUCUACUUUGUUGCGAUGGAGAAGUUGAAGUUCCUCCCAGCAAUCUAUGUUGAUGGCCAUAUGAUCCCAAGCUCCAUUCUAUACAAUGGACUGUACGCCACUUUGAUGGCAGAGGAGAACAAAGACUUCCAGUUCUGCGUCAAGAUGGCCGAUGUCCAAGAGAAGACUUCUCUUGGCAGACCCAAGUUCAGAGAGAUUGAGGGCAGACACAUGAAGGAGGGCAUGCUCUAUGUUGACAUCAACAAUGAAAUGUUUAAUGGUCGCGUGUGGCACACCAAGGUCGAUGUGGAGUCCGCCGUGCAAUUCGAGGAUGUGGCCCGAUUCCUGGCUGGAGCCUGUCCCGAGCCCCAAGUGUUUGAGCGUGAGACAAGAUUCAUGUUUGACAAGCUCAAGACUGGAAGCAGGAUGUUCUACAAUCUGGUGCUGAGAAGGAUACUCGAACAUUUGGAGAAAGAUCCGUUCGUGCCCAGUGAGAACAUCCUCCCCUUUGCCAUCAUACUCUGUCGUAUUGCCGACCACUAUGACUUUAGACAUUGCAUCAAGUUGGACAACAAGUUCAUCAGUCUUGAUAUCAUUAAGAAGUCAUUGCCAGCACUGCAGCGCAACCCAAAAUACAUCCAAGAGGCAAAGGAGUGUGGCUUGGUGGUGAAGACCAACGGUAACAUCUGGCGCUACUUCAACCUGGUGUCAGCAUUCGCCUACUCGUUCAACCAGCAGAACACGACCGACUCGCUGAACAACUACAGAGAGGUAUCCAAUGGCAAGCUGACCCAGGACGAGUUGGAGCUGAUCAAUAGCAUCACGGACUGGAAGGUGUACGCAUCGUUGGACCCGACUAUGUUCAUUACAUCCGUAGCGAUGGCCAAUAGCAUGUCAAUGACCAACGUCAUCCCUCAGUUCUUUGGCCCCCGUCUCCCAGACUACAAGACAUGCCUCAACAGAAUGAAGCGCGAAGAGUACCUUGAAGAGUGGCUCCAAUGUCUCAAACUUCAGCCAAACAUCGCGUCAAAGGACUCAAUCCCAUUCUCACUCCUCGGCGACCGCUUCCGCACAAACGAGGGCAAUGAUGUCAACAACCAAAAGGAGGUGUUGCCUCUGCUUCAAGCUGUGCUCGACCACGCCAAAGCCAUCGCCAACGCGAACAACAACAACAACAACAACAAUAACAACAAUGUCAACGCCAAGAUGUCGCUCUGGGACAGUCACCUACUCGAGCAGGUCAAGGACCGUGUGAAGAGACAGGCAGGCAACUCGAAUGAGCAGUUUGUCAAUGGCAUGAUCAACAUUGCUCUGAUGUUUGAGGAGAAUGGCCCAUUCACCCGUCAGUUCAUGCAGUACUUGCCCGAAGCCAUCGACAGGACCCUAGGCACAAGACUCAAGCUGCUGGUCAACAAGUACAAGCGUGGCACACUACUCUUCACCAUGGAGAGGGACUCACUCAAGACUAUCUAUGGGAAAAUGUCAAAGGAGUACUUGCUAAGCACCACAGAUGACCUGUUGGCUGUGACCGAGAAGCGCACUGAUGCCCUGGUCAUUGAGCUGUAUGAACUGUGCUUUGAGCGUCUGAUCGACAUCAUCAAAAAUGAGAAUCCAGUCACCCAGCUACAGCGACGCAGUAGCUUCCUCAAGUUGGUCUGCGCGCCUUCCGAAACCCGCGAAAGUGACCUCUACUACUACAUCACAAUCCAGGGCGUGCAGCAACAGUUUGAUCGUGCAUACUCUGACAUUAAUGGUGUGGCAAAGAAGCGCAUGGACCAACUCGUGAGCGACGCUGCCAUGCUGGCCGAACGCAUCAACUCCAAGCAAAUGUUUGGCGACGGCCUUCAGUUCCUCACCGAGCACAACAUGGAGCUAGUUUCAUUGUUGCUAGAGUUGGAGGAGCCACUAAGUGUGUCUGCCAAAAAGCUUAUACAACAUGCCAAGAAGAUCAAUGGCCAGUGGUUGAGCUUCCUGGAGGCAUUCACCAUCCUGCAGAGCUGUCCACAGUUUGAGGGACAGGCCAAAGAGAUGCACAAGGUCUACGCCGACAAGCACAGGACCAUGAUGCUAACGAUGGUAUGUGAGUGGUACGAGCCCCAGAGCCAUCCCAACUUCAGGAUGGUAUCCGACCGCCUCAAGCAACUGGGCAACUCAGCCUUCUUCCAGCACCUCUGGCACGACGAGUCGAUUGGCAGAGAUAUGUUGGCGAGGAGCACUGACGUUGACUUCACAGACCGUGUGGUCAUGUUCUUUGACCUCUACUUUGGCAAGUGGCGCGAGUUGAUCGAGCAGGUGGGCAGUGGCGAGUUGAUGGUGGCCUCCAUCGCCACCCUAUUCAAGAACAACAUUGACAACGGCACGACAAUGUUCCGUAACAAGAUCAUCAAGAUGAAGGAGGCCGAGGUGAGGAAGGAGAUGGAGUUCAAUCGUAAGGCUUUGAAGGAGGACAUCGAGACCAUCAUCAAUCAAGAGUUGGACCUAUACAAACUACUACAUCCAAGUGGUACCACCCUUGAGCGACAAAUCGUCUCCAAGAAGGUUCACAGCUGCAUAACCGCGCUGACAAUGAUCGAAGACAUUGUUGGGCUCCAACUCUUGCUUACCAAUCUUGGAAUGGACUCGUCGGUCGUCACAGAGUUCUGUACUAUCCUUGGCGACACAAACAAUCAAAUGAUCACAAAGUGCAAUGAGGUGGAGAGUGUCUACAACAAGUUGAUCAAUAAUCAUCCCGCGCUGGCCAAUGUGAUCCAGGGAUUCCUGUCACUGUUCCAUUCAGUGAUGGUCCAGCACGACCUCAACAAGGUGCUCUCCGUGUACAAGGACAUCGCUUCGCUCAACUCUCGCAUUGACAACCGUCAAUCAUCUGACAUCCGUGAGGAGACCCACGACAUUCUACACAUGUUGCGUCUACUCUGUGAACGUAACUCCAUCCUCCAUCACCCAGUAUAUGCCAAGAUCAAGGUGCGUCCGCCCUUCCCCACCAGCAUCGACGAGCUGAUCGCCUUCUUCAGAGAGUGUGGAGGAUCUGUCAUCCCGCUGGCAGGCCUGCACGGAGUACUCAAGCGCGCAGGCAUCCAAAUCGUACAAGAGUCACUGCAGAGCGAGUCAGAGGAUCGGCAAACAAUGGCCAUCGUCAAGAACAUCAUGAUGAAUGGUGAGUUCAAGAUUGAUGUUCGCUAUCAAAGGGUGAUUGUGUCUGCCAGCUACACCGACGGCACUCGCAAUGAGCUGGUCGUGGUCCAUCCCGAGGAGUUGGAGGCGCUGCCAUCACAACUACUGCUCACCAGUGGCGUGACAAUCAAGGGACAGCCCGUUGUGGACGUGGACGCGCCACUGCCCGACAACAUCGCCAAGCCAGAGGAUCGUGAGCGCUACGUUACAAGGUUCAACAUGAUGUUUGACAACUGCUUCCAGCUGGCCGAGGUCAUCAAGAAGAUAUGUGAUGCCGGCCAUCCUGACUAUCAAGUGAAGACAUUCAAUGUGGACUGUGGUCUGAGGAUGCUUCAGUUGACCGAGUGUAUCCACGAGCAGUCCACUGUGCUCGAGCGUUGGACCAAGCACUUUGAAGAGUUUAGAGAGGCGCACCCUAUCCUCUCACUUCUCACCCGUUCACAGCUUGUGGCCUGUCUGACGGCACUGCGCACUCAGAACUUGGAUGACCUGUUCAGUGUGUUGCAAUCAGUCGGUUGCAGUCCAACAAACAUGAGAGGGUCAAUCGACAUCCUGUUCAAUCAAGCAAAGAAUGUGAACAAGGCAUCGGAACUAAAUCGAUUGCUGUCGACCUGCCUCGAGAAGUUCUUCAACUUUGGCAAGUUGGCCUACAAGUCGCCCCAAAUGGCCGUCCUGCCCAGCUACACUCCUCUGACCGACAUCAAGAACCAUUACCAACUAGUGCGUGUCGUCUCGGAUGAGCACACACUCGAGGAGGUGGUCUUUGGCAACCACAUUGCCAUGCACAAGCGUCUGCCAUGCCCAAUCGAGGUACUGUUCUGCACGUCGCAGACGACAGUCGUGGACAUUGAGGACUUCCUCGACAGAUGGGCCCUGUUCAACAAGAUCACAAACACAAGGAACUCGACCUUCUGGCUGGUCAAGGUCGAGGACUUGUCCUACGCCACGCAGAAUCGAUGCAUCCAGAAGUUGUUCAUGGUGGCCGAGCAUAUGCCACCCGACCAUCCCAAGCUCUUCUUUGUGACCAAGGGUAUCCAGCAAUCAUCAUACAUCUCCACCAUCUUGGUCAGGAAUGAGACGGAGAUCAAGGCCGACACAUGUACUGCACUGGCCAACCUCAUCACCCCCAUGGCCAGCGCGCUCAACAUACAUGUCGUUCACUCACCAUCUUGUGCGGGAGGCAAGACCACCUCAGCCAUACGUGCAUUCGUCGCUGGCAAACUCGACAACAAAGGUUUGCCAAUGCGACAGGCGCAGUUCUCAAUCGACAUGACACCGAUGAAUGUUAUACUGCGACGACUGCUCGAAGCCCAUCCCAUCACAUCCGAUCGUGGCAUUGUGUUGCAUUUGAACAUUGGACAUCUAGUCAAUGCCAGCGAGGCCAACCUAUUCCUCUUCCAAUACCUGCUCAUGGCAAGCUGGCGCGACAGCACUGGCUACACAUUCCCACUUCAUGAGAAGAACACCAUUGUGAUUGAGCUAUCCAACACUGGACUCCCAGACGAGAGGAAGCGCAUACCCAUCUGCCAGUACUUCAGAGACCUCCCACUGCAACAUGGCAUCACCUCCACCAAACCCAUGCCACAGAUCAGCGAUGAUUCUAACAUUCUAUACAGCUUCCGUGAACAGGACACUCACCAUCUGGGCACGCAGAUGCUUGUGGCUGUUUUCAACGCUCUCGAGAGAGGCAUCAAGACCCUGCCACAGAGGAGUGAGGUGGCCUCUCUUGCCCUGCCCAACAGUGACAAGCUAUAUCAGAUGGUCUCAGCCAUUGCCCACAAGAACUACUGUCAGGCCGGUCAUUUGAUGGCCAUCACAUUCGCCUCUCCGGGAUCACUGGCGUGCACCAAGUGUAAGGUCGUCCCCGACCCAGAACCUGGCUACGCCCACUGCGCCAAGUGCUCAUCAGCAUUGUGCUUCAACUGUAUGAACAAAUUGGAUAUCCCGCAAGUGUCCAACACCAUGUUCCUGCGCAGGUAUUACUGGUUCGUGAUCCCACUGCUUGAGAACUUCUAUCAUGCCUAUGGUGUCUAUUGGGACUUCCCCGAUAUGGAGGAUGCCGAACAAGACUACAAGAAGCUGGCCUAUCACUAUGCGUGCAUGAUCCUAUACUGCACAUACAACUUGGCGUUGCCCUCGAUGGAGCCAUACGAUUCGACGCGUCCACUCGAUGACGUCCGCCGAUGCAACAACAUGAAGAAGUUUGAAUCAUGGCGCGAUACCCCAUUCAUGGUCGUCACACCAACUGGCUACCACGUCACCUCGGUCGCUGGCUUCUCGCCACUCGAGUACAUCAUCCAGCGCGAGCGACCACAGACUUCGGAGAACGAGCUGUUCCUACAGUGGAUCGUGUGCGAGGGCUCUUUGCAACCAAUGAACAGGGCUCAGCUGCAAAAGUUGUGCUCCAAGUUGAGUGACCUCACCUUCUCAGCCGACCACAACAACCCACUCUUGACAAGGUUGCUCGAGGUACUUGGCUGUUCAGAAACGGGAGUCAUGUCUGUUCUCCAGGCGAUCAACUCAAUGACAGGACAUGGCACACACAAGCUUGAUCAGAUCGAGACAUCUGACUCGUUGGUCAACGCUAUUGACCUGCUCACGGCCAAUGGCAUGAUGGACCUCAACACAAGGAUGAUCACAUGUACUGAGUUCAUCGCCAAGGGCACCGAAUACAUCAACAGUCUGUUUGGAUCUAGCAAUGACAAGCCAAAGUACACGCUCACCGCCGACAAUAUACUUCGUUUGCUCGCCGUCCAGACAAGAUUGAUUGCUGGCAUGCCAAUAUGUAUUAUGGGCGAGACAGGAUGUGGCAAGACAGAAUCACUCGCCUUCUUGUCCAGGAUCACUGGCAAGGACUUCCAUAUCAUUAAUGUCCAAGAGGGUAUCUCCGAGGAGAACUUCUAUAGCAUGAUGUCGCCAAUCAUUGAGCGCGCUCAGAGACAUCCCCACCGACAGUUUGUAGUUGCCAUGGAUGAGGUCAACACAACCGCAUCGCUCUGGAUUGCUAAGGACAUGCAGGUGGACCAUGUGUGUUUUGGCGUGCGUAUCCCCCAGAACAUCGUGUUUGUCACCAUCCUCAACCCAUGGAAGGAGAGGACUGCCCAGCAGCAGAAGACCAUCGCGGACAUGGAUGUUGGUGGACUGGACUUCCUCAAGUACCAGCAGCAGAACAUCAAAUCUGGUGGCAAUAGCGUACUCCAGCAGACCAAGAAGAAAGACAUCAAACUUGUGUACCAAGUGCACAGGGCUCCCGAGACGCUGUGCUCCAUUACAUGGGACUGGGGAAGCGCCUCAACUACCUUGUCGCCAUUCAAAGAGAUUGAGGAUGUGAUGGACACCAACUUGUUGAUCAAAUGGCGCGAUAACAUUUCAGACGAGUUGCUCGUCGCCUCCAGCAUGGUGCACUGGCUCAUUCAACACCUGCAAGACGUGACGGGUCUGCGCAACGACUUCAAGACCGCAGGCGAUGGCACUGAAGGCCAAGCAUACUGGAAGAAGUUCCGCACCAUCAUGGUGGAGCUACUUGUCGAGUCGCAGAAAUUCAUUCGCCACGACGUCUACCUCGACGAGAUCAGUGUCGUCUCACUGCGUGACAUGCGCAAGAUGUGCGAGCUGGUAGUAGUCAUAUUCGUUGAGUUCUGGUGUGAGGCGCGAUCACAGCUACAACGCGAACACCUCAAUCAAUCACUCCCCUACUUCCGCUUCCUCACCAAUGCCGUGCACGUCUCGCUUAUCAACACGUACUGUCUGCGUCUUGACUCGCCUCGUCGACUCAAUUAUCUAGUGCGCAUCCAGACACAUUGGCACAGCAUUCGCUCCAGGUUCAAUGACAUAAACCCCUUGUUCAUGGCGAGCCCAGAGUCCGCAAACCUUUGCCCAUCGUAUGACCAGUGCGAGCUGUAUGUCUCAUUCAACGAGCUUGCAACAUACAUCGUUGGCGACCUUGACAACGACAGCGGCAUCGCGAUGAACCAAGCUCUCAAGGAGAACACCUUUGCCCUGCUGUGCUCUGUUAUGACCAAGUCUCCACUGUUCAUUGUUGGACGCCCAGGCUCAACAAAGUCGCGCUCGCUCGAAUUGUUGAUCCGCGCCACCGACUCACACAGACGUGAUGGCACAUUCAUCGGCAUGUUGUGUAUCGUCAUCCAGAUUCACGUGAUUCAGUGCUCGCCCCACACCACAGCGCACCACAUCCGCGCCAAUGCCCUGCGUGCUGCACGCGCUCAGAUCGCCGCCGACAAGAUACCAAACACCACCGUGCGCAGAAUCAACAGUAUCGUUCUGGAGGAAGUUGGCGCAACCAUUGGCUCAGAGCACAACCCCCUCAUGUCACUUCACGACAUGAUCGACAAUGGUAUCGAGGUGGAUGGUCGCCGCAUCAAACUGCCCAUCAUUGGUAUCUCCAACUACAGAUUGGACGCGUCCAAGAUGGGUCGAGGACGUGUUGUCUACCGAGGCAACCCGCCCUUGGGUGACCUGGCCAUCACAGCCACAGCUAUCCUUCGCGACCUUGGCGAGAACCACGUUGGCGAAUGGAUCAAGAACUUUUCGUUGGCUUUCUCCAACAACAUUCUCACCAAUGAGAACUACACCUGGUACUACGGUAUGCGUGACUUCUACGCUGUGAUCAGCACCAUUCGUACCCUGGCCGUGCCAUUGGAGAAGAAGCUCGAGAUGAGCCAGUUGCGUACCGCAACACGAUCCGAGGUCAACUCACAUAUUACUCGCUGGGCGGUCAUGAUCAAUCUUCGAGGAUUCCCCGAUGCCAAGAGCGAGGCUGUGUUGGCCGACAGCAUGCAAUCACCAUUCCAACUCAAUGAACAUGUGAACGCACGAUGGGAGUGGCACGAGAGCGAUCAAAGCGAUCCCAUCAGACUGUGUGACUGUUGCGCAAAGAUGAAGAUGUAUCGCAAGGCACUGGUGUGGCAGACCAACAACCCAGACAGCGAGCUCACGCUCAAAGUACUCGCAGACAUGUUCCUGGCUGCCGUUGGCAACGUGAAGAUCCAUCAUGGACAGCACUAUUGCCAAUACUUUGACGAAGACAGUAUGGCUGUUCGCGCACCCGAGGUCAUUGCCUACUCCUUGCGCGAGAAAGCAUCGCGCCACGUCAUGAUCUUCACCAAGGCCAAUGCAGCCCUACUCUUGCUCUUCUCCAUGGGCCUGGUAAAGAAGGAGCAAUGCACCGUGAUCUUCCAGUGUUCGUCAUCCAAGGAUCAAGCCACGACCACGUCAGAGAUCGUCCAACAGAUGAUGCAGAUCAAGGGAUGCAUGAAGGAGGGCAAGACCCUGAUCUUGGUCAAGAGCAGACAUCUCUACGAGUCUAUGCUCGACGCGCUUAACGUCCACUACACCAAGGACACCAGUGGACUGGAAGCCGACAACCUUCACAAGACCAUGCUGUCUAUGGCUGGUGUUACUCAGUCAGUGUUUGUCGAUCCCAACUUCCGCUGCAUCAUUCUCGAGGAUCAGGAGGAGCUCAAGUCCAGUGUGCUCCCACCGAUGAUCAAUCGAUUCUCCAAGACUGUGCUCACAUUCGCCAGUGCCCUCAACCCCCAACAGAACAAGACCCGAUCGGAGAUCAUGCACCAGAGCAAGAUUGCCCUGGGAGACAACCAGGUGAUCAAUCUCUUGGACUUCCUCAUUCCAGGAUUGAACGAGCAAUCGUUGGACUCGGCGAUGUACACCUACACCACACAUGACGAGGUUGUUAGCCGUUUGUGCUACUGCUUCUCACGCAAGAACCUUCGACGCCUCUCACUAAAGUUGGUUGAGGGGCUUGCUGGCGACAACAUCAACGUGCCACUCAAUCGCUGGAAGGACAUGUGGAAGAUGAACGUUGGCGAUCAAUCAUUCGAGACACUGGCCGUUAAGAUCAUGGCCGAUGAGGUCCUGCCACAGCAACACCUCAUGCUCAUUACUGAGCAGAUCCAGCUCAAGGAGCAGUCUCUGUUCCAGACGCUCAACACAAUGCUCUUCAAGAUUGACAAGAGAAAGGUUGUCUUGGCCAUACCCCAGGUGACCAUCCUCAAUCAAACCACCAGUGUCGAUGUGUCCUCGGCACUGUCCACUCUCAAGCGUGCCGACGUCACCGAGCACAGCGCCAUGGCCGUCUUCCUCUUGGACACCACGUCAUCAUCUCAAUCAAUCCAACUCGACUCAUUCAUGUAUGCAGUGUCCUCAGAGUCGCUCCACAAACACCAACACGCCGUGUUGAUUGUGGUCGUUGCUGAUGAGCUUGCUGGAACAGCCUCACAGACACAGUCCCAGCCCCAGGCUCAGUUCUCUAUGGUGUUCGAUACCGCGUGGUGCCAGAUGUUUGUGGAUGAGAUCGUGCCACGACCCAUUGACGCGGCACACGAUGUAAAGGCAUCACUGCUCAAUCAACUCGAGCAAGACAAGCUGUUGCAUGAGAUACUCAAGCCAGAGUUGAUCAUGGCCUUGGCCCUGCUUCCAGACAACCUCACCACAUUGUGCCAGUCAAUGGGCUCGGCCACCAUUGUCACGCAGAGCUUCGAGAUGAUCAGCAACAUCCUCGCUCACCCAUCCAGCUUCCGAGACAAGAUCAUCGAGCUCCUGCUUAAUCAUGUUCGCCAAGCAGAUAUCACGAUUGAACGAUGGACUACGCUGGCCUUCCAGAAAGCCAGGUACUCGUCCGACUCGCUCCGCUCCAUUUACUUGGACUUCCUCGGCCCAUUCGUCAUUGGUGUGCUCCAUCACAUCUUCUCGGUGAUCACUCAGUUCCGAUCGCUACAGUUGCUCAACUCGAUUGAAUCGUGCGAAAUCCUCAUCAACUUGAUGGACUGCCCCGAGAUCUUCCCCCGAUGCAACGUCGAUGACUGCCUGUCACUCAUGCCACUCACAAUGUCUCGAGGCAAUCUAGAGUCGUCCAAAGGCUACUUCCUUUUCCCAGUGACCUCGCGACAUGUCGUGGGACAGCUGACAGAGGUCCAGUUCCCACUCUCGCCCAUCGUCUUUGUCCACCUCUUCAAUCUCUCACUUGUGGGCGACAACAUGGACUCGGUCGAAUCAUUCAUCCGCGUAGCACAUCUCGAUCAACUAUCCAAGAAGUCAUUGAAUGAGUACAUUGAUGAUGUGAUCGCCAAUGGCACGUCAGUGCCACUCGCCAACGUCGACCUUGUCAAGAGGAUCUUGGUGCAGCUCGGUGGCAAUCCCAAUGCAUUCGACUCCAUUCUUGAGUUCCAUCGAUUCAUCAUUGAUCACCUGGAAUGGUUCAACUCUGUGAUCAAGCUUGGCACGCAAUCAUUCUCGAAGGUCGCCAAGGACAAGUUUGCUGGUCGCUCUGUUCAGGACAUCAUCACUCUCACUCACAUCGAUGGAAUCAUCCCACUGAACAUGAUCGACCUCGUCAACCAGGUCACCCGUGCCGACGACUCUAUCAACUGGAGGAUCAUUCGUGCCAUUGCUAUGGCCGAUGCAGCAGUGGAUCAGUCACAACUCAAACGACAUCGCAAGACAUUCGUCGAGCUUCAAGACAUAUUCGAGGCUGACCAGGUCAAGGGUAUUGUCUCCCUCUUCACGCCCGACAGUCAAUCAUACAUCAAGUACUUCCUGUUUGAGUUGUUCGCCAACGAUAACAACGAUCAAGAAGUAGACCUUGACCACAUUGCCAGCAUCAUCCAAUCACUCUCUGGCGUGGACAACCUCUCUCAGUUGAUGGUCCAGCAUGAGGACACCAAGUGUGGACUGGCCUUCCUUCUUCGUCGUGCACUCAUCCUGAUCAUGGCACAUGCUGACCCUGCCUCCACCCCACUCUUUGGCGCGCUCUCUCAAUUGAUGAAUGUGUCCCUUCAACUCUACACCCUCCUGGCUCACUGUCUCAUUGAGAUCAUCUUCUCUGAGGGCAUACUCAAAGACACCGUGCUUAACGACGAGUAUGUCAAGAAGUUUGCCGGAAACAGUCCCUUGUGCUACUUCAUCCGAGUCAACACUGUUGUGGCCAUCCUCUUGGACAUCAUUGACAUGGACAAUGAGGCAGCCGCCAUCACCUACCAUCCAUUCAUUCAACAAUUAAUUGGCAAUGACAAUCAACUCACAAGAGAGAUGGCACUGUUUGUCCUGCGAUCGUACAGCAGCAGUGGCACAGUUGACAUGGACAAGUCCAUCAUCAACCUCAAGCAGUCCAAGUUCCCAGCAAGUCUGUCGAAGCACCCUGUCGUCAAUGAUGUAGCCCGUGCAUUGCAAAAGGUGUCACCACUCGCCGUGUUCCCCGGCUUCACCCAUUCAAUCACCGCGCUCGUAGAGUAUGCCGUCUCAAAGACAAACGACAAGGUAGCAAACUUCACAGCACUGCCGGUUGAUGGCCGUAUCGCAUCUAUUGCAUCAUUCUGUGCCAAGGUUGAGCCUCAACAGAUUGCCAACUUCAUGGCCGAUAUCUACCCAACAGUGUCCUCGCUCAUCCCCAAGGAAGCCAAUCUCGCACUCACAACACUGUCCAACACCAGAGCGUUUGAUCAGAGCUCAGACCUACGCGAGAUCAUCACUUCAGUGUUCGUGUCGCUGCUCCUCGGCUCCAAGCCAUUCAUUUUUUACAAGGACCUCGUUCUGAAGAUGAUGGAGAAUAAGGCGGCAGUGGUCAGACACAGCAGGGCCAUCGGGGAACUGCUCAACCCCAGGUGUCCUCGAGGACACGUGUUUGUCGACUGGACUGGCUGCUUUGCCAUCACCUGUAACGAUAAUUGCCGCGCUGCCUUCUGUGGUCACUGCCUUGCCGACUGUGGCGCAGAUGCCCAUGCCCAUGUACUCAAAGAACAUGGCAGCUACUUUGGAACAUAUGAUCAGUUCAAACGAGGAUUUGGUGCGAUGGCCACAAAGAGAAUCAAAGAAUACAUACUUGUGCUGCCUGCUGAUAUCCGUCCUCUGGUUGAGGCAGAGUUGCCCAACACACUCAAGGACAACCUCUUUGGGGUGAUGCCACAGCACAUCAUUGUUGUCCAGCAGGCCAAUGCGACCAACAACCGAGAUGUACCAGCUGUGUGUGGACUGAUAAUGGACCUCCUCAUCUCUGUCUCAAAGAUCUGGCACAGACUCGUGAACAACAACGAUGAGACUGAUACACUGCCCAACCUAGUCCUCGAGCUCACCCAACUUAUUGCCAAGAUCAAGGAUGUAGUAUUCCCAACAGCAGCGACAGUCACAAGCACAUACAGCUACAUCCAGGCAGUGCUCUGGAAGUUGCGGGCCGCCAACAUGCCCAUCGUCAGCAGGAAUGGCAUUCAAAACAAGGUGAUUGAGGUCUGUGGAAUGAGCCCGGCUCAGAUGCUCCAGGAUCUGGUUAAUGAGUGCCGUGCAGGCCAAACCGGUAUCUUGAGCGAACUCCAGCUCACUGAGGAGCAUUUGACAGGAGCCGGAAGUGGCAUGACUCUUCAGCAGGCUCAGCUCUCACUUUUGGCACUUCAACGAACUUUGAUCACUGAUCAUCAGAUCAUGGAGACAAUGAAGGCCAACUAUGAUACCUACCCGAUACUCAACCUGCUCAGGGACAAGGAGAGCAGCAUCACGAACAAGUCGAUCAACAGACAGAGGAGGGUCAUCAAGUUCCUUGGGCGUCUACAGGAUGCCGCUCGCAAGGCUGGUGUGACGAGAGCCCAUGCCGCCACAGAAGGCUCAUUCAUCAAACUGGUCAAGAAUUCGGGACUUGAGCCAUCGUACAAGUCAUUCUCAGCAGACCUCUCUGCCGUCCUCAAGAAUAUCACCAACUGGCAAUGCAAAGACAACAUUCAAGCUUUGUACGGACACAUGGUCGACAACAAGAUACAAGACUCUGUUGCCCUGGAAUGCUUCCUCCCACAGCUCAAAGGCAUUGGUAUAUUAUCGAUGUGUUUGUGGUCUGGUUGCUCAAGGGUCAAUGGAUGGGAUGGUCUGCCCCUGGUCCAGAACAAUCUGUACAUCGCCAUCCACGGCACACAAGCACCAAGAAUAGCAGGUAGCCCUUACCUACUGGAUGACAAGGACUUGCUUAACUUCAAAGUCCAACCCAUCCUCGACACAAUCAAUCAGCUGUUCAUCGUGCCUGGAUUCAACCCGCGACUAUCCAAAGACUUAUUUGUGAUUGAGGAGCUCUGCAAGUAUGGUGCUCCACGUCUUGCAUCACUCCCCUACAUCGCCCCAGAGUUGCCAGAGUAUGACUAUGGUCUUGAGGGCAUUCUCGAGCUCUUUGGCAAGGUCGAGGAGAGAUUGGCCAACGAAGGUGGACGUGCCUUCACCAUACUCCCCGCCACACUUACCAGCGGACUCAAGGGUAUCCUGAGCGAGGUGCCACACGCAGCCGAGUUGAUCUACUCAUUCUGUGGAGCAGUGCUAGUCCAUCAAAGUGGAGAUGAUGUCCCAUUGGGCAAGGUUGUGGCCGAGAUCAACAUUGCCAUGCCAUUGACCGAGGACCAGAAACAGGGAAGUCAAAUCUUGUUUGAGUUGCCAGCCGCUCGUAAAUCAUUCCUCGUGGAGCACAUCCCCGCCAUGAUGGGUCUGUGUUGGAAGACAAACAAUGUACACGCCACCGCCAAUGUACCAGUGGACAAAGACACGCUGUUGGAGAUACAAACCACAUUGCGCACUAUUGUUGGCACGCCCAAGUACCACCCAUUGAUCCCAUCGAUCCUGGCAUCAUUGCGAACAGCAGGUGUCAAUCACUUCACAGCAGAGCUUAGCAGACAGUUUGGAGAAGCACCCCUUGAGCUCUACUUGACAACAAUUCCAAUCUUUGGUGAGAAUGGCGAACAUGAUGAGUUGUCUGAGCGAGAGCCAUUCCAGACAUUUGCCAAACACUUUGGAGUGGUACUACGCGAGGCAGUGGAGAUACUUGGACCAAAGGAGAUACAAUCAUCAAAGGCUGAAGAGAAAGCAUUGGUCGUCCCCAUAUCAGCCAUCAGGAAAUACCUCAAACAGAAUGUCGUGGAACAGACUGCCAAGCCAACUCAACCCCAAAGAGUUGUUCCAAUCAACAAUAGCAAUAAUAACAACAACAACAACCACAUCAAUAAUAAUAAUGUGGUCAGGCCAAACAACAGAGGAAUAUCGAUAUCAACAUCCUCAAUGAUGAAGGACUUGGAGCUCUAA